Messenger RNA from Apis cerana (Asiatic honeybee), 5830 nucleotides. It is a transcript of the gene MEP-1, whose product is annotated as zinc finger protein MEP-1. NCBI's taxonomy places the organism in Eukaryota, Metazoa, Arthropoda, Insecta, Hymenoptera, Apidae. Gene Ontology annotation, cellular component: nucleus. Gene Ontology annotation, biological process: positive regulation of transcription by RNA polymerase II. The record is from RefSeq and is a predicted model, not a curated record.
GGAUCCGUGACGUCGAACCCAAAUAAACACAAAGUAUAUGUGAAUAAUUCUGAUAUAAAAACGGUGUAUAUCAAGUGUCGAAGGAGUUGCAUGUGUAGCCGAAUAUUUAUCAGUGCUACGAACGGUCAGUGAAUUUAAAUAGCGCGGCAUUUGCGAUGUGUGUGUGUUUUGAUUAUUAGUCCUCUUUGUGGGGAUAAUCGCGAUCGGCUAGCGACCACCACGGCAGCUGUUCGACAGUUGAGCCAGCCCUUAUGAAGAGAUGGCGGCAGCUUUCUAAAUUUCAAUGAAUCAGUAAACAUGAGUGUUUCAGUUUUUGAUCGUAGAUAAAAACAAAAUAUUACUUGUAAAAGAACGCCAAGGGACUUGCGAUUGAUUUGUUGGAUUUUAUGAUUUGUUUUGUGAAUAAAUCGUGUAUCGUGUGUAUAAGGACAAAUCGUAACUCCACCGCCGCCACUGAAGAUUGCAGGUUGUGAAAAUGUCGCGGUAUCAGAAAAUUGUUUAGGACAGCAAGCGGUCAGGUGCGUAUAUUUGUGCCUGGUGACAGGAGAUGGAUGGAGUACGCGUUCCAUUACCUCAUAGAUCUGCCGGGAUUCGUGGAUAGCGAGUUAAGUAGCACGAGACAUGUCCCGAACGAGCAUACUGAAUGGAAUUCCUUAUGUCUUCAAUCACUCGAAUUCUUUUUCGCGUUUUCCGAAUUCCAAAUAAUAAUAUUAUUUUCAACGAUGAAGCAUGUUGCAUCAAGUUAAGCAUUCGUAUAAGCAAAAAACUUUUUUCAACGAAGUUUCGGAGUAUUUGACAUGACUAUAAGCAGUAAAUGGAAAAAUUCUAGUAGGAUUUUGGAUGUAAACGCUAAUCGGAUGGAUCACAUUUAUAUAUAUACAUAAUUUAACAAAAUGAUCAACUGCACAGUGGUGGCCCCAUGGAAGGCACGCUGGAAGAACCCCCUAUUAAGGACUCAUCUCAAGCCAGUCCUGAUAAGAUUCUUAAAGAUGUGAUUCCAAAUGGGAUUAAUGGAAAUUAUAAUGACAAGGAAGAAUUCAUUGAUGCGGAUACUAAUAUAUCCAAACUCGUGUCAAAAGAAAUUAGUAGUGUAGUAAAAGAAAAAAGGGAGGCAAAUGGAAAUGAAGAUGAUGAGGACAAACAUAGAAUGGAAGUUGAAAUUGAAGAAAGGGAUUUAGAACCUGAAAAUAGUGAACAGAAUGGGAUAGCACAAAGUAGAAGUAAAAGAAGUGAAAUGUCAGAAUCAGAAAAUGACUCUAAAAUGUCUAAAUCCUCAGAGGGUGUCAGUGAGAUAAACAAUUUUAGUGAAGUGUCUAAGACUGAAGAUAAGUGUAAAAACACAUCAUGUGAAUCUAUGGAAGUUGAUGAACAAAGUAAUAAUUCAGAUGUUGAAUGUCUUGAUGAAAACAUAACAGAAAUACAUUCAGAUAAUGAUGAUGUGUUCACUAUGAAAAAUUCUGCCCUUAAAGAUAAUAAAGAUUCAUCAGGCAGUAGUGAUUUACAAAUUAAUGUCAGUAGUGACAUUGCUGAUAGUAGCAUGGAUACAUCUGAUGUGAAAAUCUGUGAAGAAAAUGGAAGUUGCGAUAGUCCUGAUAUUGAAGAAAUAACUGAUAGUGCAAAAAAUGGUCACAAUAUUUCACCAGAACGUGCUAAUAAAGAUUCAAAACAAAGAAAAUCUAGAAAGCAGGUAGAUCUUAGUAGUAUUACGCCAAGAAGAAGUUCUCGUAAUAUAAAGAGGACAAGUUAUAUAGAAAAAGAAAUAGAAGAAGAAGUGGAUGAUGAUGGUUCAGAUAUUGAAGAAAUUAAACCAGAAGAUCCUUUAGCUGGUGUUGAUAGUAAAGACAAAGAAAAUUCUAAAUUAAAAUCACCAGUCAAAAAUAGUAAAACUACUAUUGUAGUUAAUGAUACUAAACGAUUAGUAGAAAUUGCUGCUGGUAGUAAAUCUGUAAAAGGAGGAAAAAAAGAACCUACUUUAGUUAUUAUAGAUACAAAUUCUAUACUCUCUGGGCGUGGUGGUGUUCCUGUGAGUAGCAGUAAACCCCAUCACACUGUUUCUAGUACUAGUUCAUUUUCAGUAGUUCCAAUGGGAAUGACAACACAAACUAUGUAUCCUAAUAUGAGGACAACAAUUACACCAGUGCCCAUGACAUCAAAAACUGCACAAUUAAGUCCUAAAACUACCAGUAUGACUACUGUAACACCAACAGUAACACCUCCUAUAUUACCUACUUUAACUGAUGAUAUGUUUGUGGUAGAAGCACCAUCUUUUAUAGUACCAUAUGUAUAUGAAAAACCACCUCUGAAACCAUUAAAAGAAUUUGUUACAAAAUUGGAAAAAUGUUUAGAAGAACAAGAAAAGGAAGAAAGAAGCCAAAGAGGCAUAGAAGAAAAUAAAAGAGAAGAAUGUGAUGAAGAUUCAUUAGAUAUGAAUCAAAAAAAUAAGGAUAAAAGUGAAGAAAGUGAAAAUGAAGGAAACUGUAAGAGUAAAAAAGAUGAAGACAGAGGUGAUAAUUCAUUAGAUAUAACUGAAUCUGGAUUUAGUAACAUAAGUGAUAAACAAGAUAUACGGCAAGAUGAUAGGAAUAAAGUACUAACAUAUUUUGAUUUACCAUUGGGAAAAUUUUUCAUGCAAAUUGGAGUGAAUCUUGUUCAAGAAUAUGUGCAAACUGAUCUUUUACGGACUCAAAAACGUAAACAGGGCAAAGGUAGCACAUCGGCUGAAACUCAAUUAGCUAUAAAUUCGCUCAUUAAGAACUUAGAAUUUAGUAAAGAAAAUAAUGAACCAUUCCAUUUAGAACUGAAAAAAUGUGAAUUCUGUAAUUUUAAAACGGAAUCAACUUUAGUCAUGCAACAUCAUUUAGAAACUCCACAUAUGCGCAAUUAUGUCUACAAGUGUAAUUUUUGUCCAAUUGAAGUGCGUAGUCCUCAUGAUAUUUUAUUCCAUAUGGAAGCAGAACAUAAUACUCGCGGGAGGUUGGAACGGGGUCCAGCUUUUCAUCAAUGUCCUAAUUGUCCAUUUGAGGAUAAUCAAAAAGGGAAAUUAACACGACAUAUACUUGCUUGUACUAAGAAAUUUAGACCAGAAAAAAAUCUUGAACCAGCUGCUGAUUGGGAACCUCCAGCAAAAAUUCCAAGAUUAAAUCGAGCAAGGCCUGUUGCACCAACUAACCCCAGUGCACUUGCAAUGGCAAUGAGUGGUAAAGGACCUCAACCACUUUUACCAAAAUUACUUCCUGCUCCAGUUACUGGUCGCGGAAGAGGACGGCCACCUAUGCAACCAAGAUAUUCAGAUUUGAAAACAUUACGACCAGGUGGUACAACAAUGCGACAAGAUAAUGUUGCAGGAAUGAUGUAUCGUCCAACAUCAUCUGGUUUGUUAGUCCCUACUUCGUAUCAAUUUGGUAGUAACCAAAUAUUUCAGGUGGUGGGUGGCUCUGGGACUGUCAUGUCGGCUGUCUCGGGAGUGAGUAGCAGUAGCGGCGGCAGUUCCGGUCAACCCACACCCAUUGCACUUGUACCCAACGUAAUCGACUCUCUCUCUAGAUUGUCCUCAUCACAGAAUACAACAACAAGUCCCAAAAAUCCUACAGCAAAAUUGUUAAAUCAACCAAGUAUAUCUAUAACUCCAUUACCACGUACAACGUCUCAAACCUCUAUUCCUGGUUCUGGAACUUCAUCAAAGUCUGGAGGAAAAACCACAUUUGUUAUAUGUGAAAUUUGCGAUGGGUAUAUUAAGGAUUUAGAACAACUACGUAAUCAUAUGCAGUGGAUUCACAAAGUUAAAAUACAUCCAAAGAUGAUUUAUAAUAGACCUCCAUUGAAUUGUCAAAAAUGUCAAUUUCGGUUUUUCACAGACCAAGGUCUGGAAAGACAUUUACUUGGAUCUCAUGGCUUAGUUACAUCUAGUAUGCAAGAAGCUGCAAACAGAGGAAAAGAUGCUGGUCGCUGUCCAGCUUGCGGCAGGGUAUAUCAAUGGAAAUUACUAAAUCAUGUUGCGCGAGAUCAUGGAAUGACAUUAAAACCAGCACAUCUAUCUUAUAAAUGUACAGUUUGCACUGCCACAUUUGGAAUGUAUAAGCAGUUUGAAAAUCAUGUAUACUCGGCGCAUAGUGUCGUAGCUAAAAGAGUAAUGGAUAAGAAGAAUACACCUUCAUCUCCAUCGUCCAGAUCCAAUGACUCCCUUCUUAAACCAUUGAAGAUCAAUGAUGAAAUUACGAUUAUUCCACAACCAGCAAAACCUACAACCAGGUCGGGUACAUCUCAAGGCAGAGGAAAAUAGCAAUGAUCAGCAGAGUGAUACAUGUGUCUUGUCUUAAUGAAUUUCACGUAAUUUUGUGGUACUCCAUACUGGUCAUUGUAAUAUACAAUGACUGACGUGCCGUGUACAUGUGUAUGCAUAUUAUGCUUAAGACGCAAUUACAACCUACAACUAAACCUACAACUCUUGGCAAAAAACUAGUUGAUUGCGUAAUAAUAUUCCAUCAAUGAUUAUACCGAUAUAUUUAUUUAAGAAUUUUUAUUGUUGUUAUCAGACAUAGAUAAAAUAGACUGUAAAAAUAUUAAAGGGUGGCCUUCAGUCUAAUUCCUUGGUUAAUCCUAGAGCUGCAUAUUCCUGACCUACACGCCUAUAAAAACCUAUAAAUAUGAAGAAUAUUUACAUUUUAUGCGACACUCACAUGUCAUACUGCGAAUCACUUUUGAAUAGUAAAUUGACUAAUAAUAUAAAUUCUUUUUCUAAGACAAAUAUAUUUGAAUUAAUUCUAUUUUGUUAUUAAUGCUAAUACGAUUACGUAGGGCAAUAAACGAUAAACUGUCCUUACUCCAUAUAUUCGAUGUGUCUACGCGUCAUGUUGCGAAGCAAUUUCUGAAUAAUAUACAAACAAAUUGUAUUAAUCAACGGGAGUGAUUAAUGACCUUAAAUAAUUUCGCAACGUUUUUUGGUGGAUAACAAGUACCAAUAAUUUUUCUAACUUUUCUUUCUAUCAAAUGUAUACUUCUUUUUCUAAUUUCGCCAUCAUACUUUUAAGCGACGAAUAUGGAAUUUAUAAUUCUCUGCUUAAUUUGUAAUAUUUCAUAAAGUUGUGUGUAUGAAGUAAGUUAUAAAAUCAAAAAUUUUUUGAAGUUGUAAAUUGUAUCUACUUCUAUAAGUUGAAAUUUUUCGUCGCAGACAUUGUAAUAAAAUAUUAAGUUUUAUUUUUGCGCUCUUAUAUAAACAAAAAUGUACAUUAACAUAGAAUAUAAUAUAAACGAUUAUAUCAAUAAAAUAGGAUGGCACGCAUAUGUGUAUACAUUUUUUCUGUUGAAACAAUCAAUUUGUCAUGGAACACCGAACUUGUUAGUAUGAACAUCACGACAUUUAAACAUAUAUAUUUAUAUAUGUAUAUAUAUAAUAUCUAGAAAAAUAUUAUAUAUAUAAAUAUGUAAAAUUAUUCUAGUAUAGUAAUAGCGAUAUAAGAAGGGACAAUUAAUUAUCUUCUUGUAAGCACUAUGGAUUUAUAAUAGACUUAUAUGAAUAUGUAGAUAGUCGAGAGAAGUAACAGAUUUAAUUUAAUAAUUUCGAUUUUUCCUUAAUAAGUUUUGUACGUUAUCGUAGGGAAUAAUUUUAGAGGAAAAAUUUGCAUUCAACAAAGAAAAUAACAUAGUGCAUUUUUACAUUGUAUGGUUGUAUUAUUUAAUUCUACUACCAUUUGCCAGCCACUUUUAUGGCAAGAUAUGUUGGUAAAACAGAAAAACAUUCAUAGUCGUAAUUACAGAAAUAUAUACUUUACUGUAAUAAUUUGUACAAUAUUAUAUGAUUAUAAAAAUAAAGUAUACCAACAUUGUAUUACAA